Molecule: messenger RNA, 1047 nt
Organism: Schizosaccharomyces osmophilus
Lineage: Eukaryota; Fungi; Ascomycota; Schizosaccharomycetes; Schizosaccharomycetales; Schizosaccharomycetaceae
Gene: mam2
Product: pheromone p-factor receptor Mam2
Exons: 1
Coding region: 1-1047 (348 amino acids)
Biological process (GO): G protein-coupled receptor signaling pathway
Cellular component (GO): G protein-coupled receptor homodimeric complex; membrane
Molecular function (GO): pheromone binding; mating-type factor pheromone receptor activity
Source: RefSeq, a predicted model, not a curated record
AUGAGGGAACCUUGGUGGAAAAACUAUCAUAUUUUAAAUGGGACUCAAAUCCAAAAUCAAAACAUAUCUAUUUUGUCGACGCAGGGAAAUAUUGAGGUUCCUCUAUCCAUAAUUGAUGGAGACGAGCGUAACCGUAUUCUAACAGGUAUGACAAUUUCUGUUCAAUUAGCCUUGGGAGUGUUGAUUAUGGUGAUGAGUAUUCUCUUAUCAUCUCCUGAGAAAAGAAGGACCCCUGUAUUUAUUGUGAAUUCUGCUAGUAUCGUCUCUAUGUGCAUUCGCGCCAUUUUAAUGAUUGUGAACUUGUGCAGCAGCAGUUAUAGUCUUGCAGUUAUGUAUGGAUUUGCUUUUGAGCUUGUUGGUCAAUAUGUUCACGUAUUUGAUAUUCUAGUUAUGAUCAUCGGUACGAUUAUCAUCGUUACGGCGGAAAUUAGUAUGCUCUUGCAAGUUCGUAUCAUAUGUGCACACGACAGGAAGACUCAAAGAAUUGUGACUUGUAUUAGUUCUGCUUUAUCUCUUAUAGUAGUGGCUUUUUGGUUUACCGAUAUGUGUCAGCAAAUCAAAUACCUUUUGUGGUUGACUCCAUAUAACAACCAUCAGAUUUCUGGAUAUUAUUGGGUCUACUUUGUCGGCAAGAUUCUUUUUGCUGUUAGCAUCAUCUUUCACAGUGCAAUCUUCUCGUACAAGCUGUUCCAUGCGAUACAGAUUCGAAAGAAGAUUGGUCAAUUUCCUUUUGGCCCUAUGCAGUGUAUUUUAAUUAUUAGCUGCCAAUGUCUAUUCGUACCUGCUAUCUUUACUAUCGUCGAUAGUUUUGUUCACACUUAUAAUGGCUUCAGUUCUAUGACCCAAUGUCUAUUGAUUAUUUCGCUCCCGCUUUCCAGCUUAUGGGCAUCCAGCACAGCAUUGAAGCUUCAAACUCUAAAGAGCACAACUUCUCCUGGUGAUACGACACAGGUUUCCAUCCGCGUGGAUAGAACAUACGACAUUAAACGCAUUCCUACUGAAGAGCUUUCCAGUGUUGAUGAGACUGACCUCAAGAAAUGGCCCUAA